Molecule: messenger RNA, 1156 nt
Organism: Lacerta agilis (Sand lizard)
Lineage: Eukaryota; Metazoa; Chordata; Lepidosauria; Squamata; Lacertidae
Product: phosphatidylinositol N-acetylglucosaminyltransferase subunit C-like
Exons: 1
Coding region: 217-1110 (297 amino acids)
Biological process (GO): GPI anchor biosynthetic process
Cellular component (GO): glycosylphosphatidylinositol-N-acetylglucosaminyltransferase (GPI-GnT) complex; membrane
Source: RefSeq, a predicted model, not a curated record
GCGCAGCAUCUCUUGGUGGUUUCUCUCUGUGGCCAUGGGAACUGACUGCUGUGCUUUGGACCUGCAGAUCUUGGCUUGAUGGACUUGUUUUCUUUCUAGGUGUGAGCAGUGACCUAGAAAACCAGGGACAAAUCUGGGCGUGAGUUUCAUCGCCCAUUGAUGCUGUAAGGAACUCUGGGGCAAAGAGAGCCGUGAGACAGGGGCUUGGCCAGAAUCAUGCUGCCUGCUCAGCUGGGACCAAACACAAGGCAGCGCUGGCAGAAAGUGUUGUAUAAAAGGCAGCCCUUUCCUGAUAACUAUGUGGACCAGAGUUUCCUAGAGAAGCUACGCAAGAACAUCCAUGCCCGCAAGUACCAGUACUGGGCGGUGGUGUUUGAGUCUGGAGUGCUCAUACAGCAGCUGUGCAGCGUCUGCAUCUUUGUCGUCAUCUGGCGGUACAUGGAUGUGGGGCUGCUGGCUCCCCAGCGGUUAUUUGGCGCUGGCCUGGUGUCUUCCCUGAUUGGUUAUGUCCUUUUUGACGCGCUGGACUCGGGAAUGGGGAGAAACCAGAGCGGCCAGACGCGUUGGGCAGAUCUGAAAAACACGGUGGUGUUUGUGGCCUUCACCUACGGCUUCUCCCCAGUGUUGAAAACACUGACUGAGUCCAUCAGCACAGACACAAUUUAUGCCAUGUCUUCUCUAAUGCUCCUGGGACACCUGAUCUUCUAUGACUACGGCGCCAAUGCUGCCAUUGUGUCCAGCACUCUGUCCCUUAACAUGGCCAUCUUUGCCUCGGUCUGCUUGGCCUCGCGGUUGCCUCGCUCCCUGCACGCCUUCGUCAUGGUGACAUUCGCUAUCCAGAUCUUUGCUCUGUGGCCCAUGCUGCAAAAGAAGCUCAAAGCCCAGACUCCCCGCUGCUAUGUCGUCGCCACUUUGCUCUUUGCUCUGUCGGACUUGGUGGGCCUGCUGACCAUCUCCAGCGUUGGCAUGGUUCUCUUUGGCCUUCUUCUCGUCUCCAUCUCAUGCCUGUGUCCUUACUGCCUCAUCAAGCUGCAGCUCUUCAAAGACAACAUCCACGGGCCUUGGGAUGAAGCUGAAAUCAAGGAAGACCUCUCCAAGUUCCUCAUGUAAAGCAGGUGAGGCCCUAAGAAACGCAGCUGCUGAUGCCAAAAGAAAA